Psilocybe cubensis is the source of this 372-nucleotide messenger RNA. RefSeq lists its product as uncharacterized. The record is from RefSeq and is a predicted model, not a curated record. Lineage: Eukaryota; Fungi; Basidiomycota; Agaricomycetes; Agaricales; Agrocybaceae. The transcript has a single exon. The coding region runs from base 1 to 372 and encodes 123 amino acids.
AUGUCCUUACGCCCAAACACAACUUCAAACCAUGUACAAACGUCGGCCGAUCGCAUAGCCAUUGCUGAAACAGAAAAAGAGAUAGCAGAGGUUGAAGCAGAGCUGAAUGCACUCAUGGACGAGAAUUCUAAUUUACUAGGCAGCGAGGAUGUCACUGAACUACUCCAGCGUCUAGCAAAUGCAGAGAAUAUGGCUGAAGACAUGGAGAGCAAGGUUGAUAGCGUUCUGCAAAAGCUGGACGAGCUUCUUUCUGGUCUAGGUGCCUCAGAGUGUGUUACGGGUCCAUCUGACGAUGGUGUGACGGGCGCCACUCCAACUGAAGAACAGCAUUCUGCACCUCUUCCCAGCACAGCAGUAGAAAGACCUACUUAA